CCACGUCCCUGGCCACGUCGCGCCCGCUCUCGCCAUCUUCGCCGCUUCCUCUCAGGGGCCGCUGCUGCCGCCUGAGCCGCCGAGCCCCGGGGCCGCCGCGCCGACCGCCGCCGCCAUGAACAUCUUCCGGCUGACCGGGGACCUGUCCCACCUGGCGGCUAUUGUCAUCCUGCUGCUGAAGAUCUGGAAGACGCGCUCCUGCGCCGGUAUUUCUGGAAAAAGCCAGCUUCUCUUUGCACUGGUCUUCACAACUCGUUACCUGGAUCUUUUUACUUCGUUUAUUUCAUUAUAUAAUACAUCUAUGAAGCUCAUCUACAUUGCCUGUUCCUAUGCCACGGUGUACCUGAUCUACAUGAAAUUUAAGGCGACCUACGAUGGGAACCAUGAUACCUUCCGAGUGGAGUUUCUGGUGGUCCCUGUGGGAGGUCUCUCCUUUCUAGUCAAUCACGAUUUCUCCCCUCUUGAGAUUUUGUGGACCUUCUCCAUCUACCUGGAAUCCGUGGCUAUCCUUCCCCAGCUCUUCAUGAUCAGCAAGACGGGGGAGGCGGAGACCAUCACCACCCACUACCUGUUCUUCCUGGGCCUCUACCGUGCUCUGUAUCUCGUCAACUGGAUCUGGCGCUUCUACUUUGAGGGCUUCUUUGACCUCAUUGCUGUGGUGGCCGGCGUUGUCCAGACCAUUCUGUACUGUGACUUCUUCUACUUGUACAUCACAAAAGUACUCAAGGGAAAGAAGCUCAGUCUGCCAGCAUAAGUGCCAAAGACCGUCACCAGCAUCUGUCCUUCAGGGUGCUCGGACAGAGUUCUUACCACAGCAAAGGCACAAGAUGCUUGAUAACGGAAAAUCAGAAACUUAACUCUUUUGUUCAGAUAGUCAUCAGUGGCUCUGUAGGAACCCAGAGGAAAAGAACCAGAGGUUUCUGUUUAAUGCAUCUUGCCUUAUCUUUUUUUAUUACUAUGUACAAAGAUUUUUUUACACAAAGAAACUUAAUGCUGUAUUAAUAAAUUCAGUGUGUAGCUUCAAUUGGGGUAGUUCCAAAAGUGAAGAUUUUGUGAGGAAUAAGUGCAACUUUUUUUUUUAAUUCUUUGAAAUUGUUGAUUCUUUGUGUCUGCAAUGAAAUUGUACUCCUUGACAGUUGGUAGAUUAUAUAUUCUUCCAUCUAUCAAACUUGCAUUCCACUAUAUUUAUUUUUUGCCAAAAGAUGAGUUAUAUUUGUUUGAAAUCUGAGACACUAUGUUCCAUUUGAUAUAUCUAUUCAAAUUUCUUCGCACCGAAAGUGGAAAUCCUUCCUCAGAUAUCAACACUACAUGUAAGGCCGGUAAGGAUGGCUUGCAAGUUUUCUGGUUUUCAUUACCAAAAUUGUACGAUUCUGAAUGUAGGAGUCAGAUUUAAGAGUCCCCAGUGGUGCCUGCCCUCCUCUUCUGCUGAGAAGAGUCAGUGUGAGACUGUCCCAAGGAUGUCGAAGAACUCGGUGGACGGGGGUCUGGGCCGCUUGCCAUCUAGGUGUGGGACGUGAGGGCCGUUAUGUCCUCUGAGGAACGGAACACAAGCACUCACGUAUCACCUUUAUUUUCACUUGAAAAAGAUGAGUACAACCAUGUCCAUGCUCAGAUUCACACGGUUUCUCGUAUCACUUUUGGGUAGUAAAUUGAUUUACGUUUUUUUUUUUCUUAAUUGGCAGCACCAAUUGCCGUUCCUUAUACUCAUAGAUUUUUUUUUGUUUUUGUUUUUACUGAGCUCUUGCAUGAUUUCUCUUGUUACCAUCCUAAAUAAACAUUUUAUUAAACAUA
Messenger RNA from Hyaena hyaena (striped hyena), 1791 nucleotides. RefSeq names its product KDEL endoplasmic reticulum protein retention receptor 2 (gene KDELR2). The transcript has 5 exons. Gene Ontology annotation, cellular component: membrane; endoplasmic reticulum; cis-Golgi network. Gene Ontology annotation, biological process: protein retention in ER lumen; endoplasmic reticulum to Golgi vesicle-mediated transport. Gene Ontology annotation, molecular function: ER lumen protein retrieval receptor activity. NCBI's taxonomy places the organism in Eukaryota, Metazoa, Chordata, Mammalia, Carnivora, Hyaenidae. The record is from RefSeq and is a predicted model, not a curated record. The coding region runs from base 116 to 754 and encodes 212 amino acids.